UUCUUAGUAUAUUCAAACGAAAGUAAAAAACAAAGAAGAAAAAGAAAAACAAGACAAAUUUUAUAUUUAUUUUUUGUUCUUUGGAAGUACACUCAUACCAUACCAAGGGAAAGUUACCAUAAUACGAAUGCAAGUAACAACAGAAGUACAAGAAAAAUUGCGACACAAACAAACAAAGAAGACUCCAUGAAUCUAUCAAAAAAAAUAUAUAAAAAAAAUAUUAAAAAGUAAAAAAUCAAAAUAAAAAAAUAUACAUAAUUAAAAGGAAAAUAAUAACGUUAUGGAUUAUGUGUAUUGUGGUGCCGAUACAAUCGGGCCACCAGCAGAUGACAUGCUAAAUGUGUAUGAUGGUGGUGGCCAACGUAGCAAUAAUCACUAUUCACCCAAUUUUCCCGGCUUUAAUUUGGGUUCCGGUGAUGCGGACUACAUGGAACUGGUGCCCAUUUUGGCAGACGGUGGCGAGAAUUUUGGUGUAUCUGCGUUGGCAUUCGAUAACUAUGAAGAGCUUUUAUGGAUGGGCAAUCAAGGGGGUCAUGUCACCUCUUAUUUUAGCAGUAAUCUGCAAAAGUACACAUCCUUUCAGGUUCAUCCCUCAGAUAUAGUGCGUCAAAUUACCACCAUAGAAUCGGGCAUAUUAGCAUUAACGCAAACGUCUUUAAGACAUCAAAUACGACGUGGCAUUCCAAAAUAUACACAUAAAUCGAAAAAUAUGUCCGAAAUGGUUUGCAUGCAACAGUUGUCACCGCAUCGUUUGAUUAUGGCCGGUUUGCAAGAUGAACUGAUCGAUUUUGAUUUAAGGACUUUAAAGGAAACUAAUUUGGAACAUGUUGGUUCAGCUGGCUGCACGGUAUUGCGUCAAAAUUCACGUUUUCUCUUCGCCGGUGAUCCCUACGGUACCGUUACUUUGCGCGACUUAAAUUCUCUCCAUAUCGAACACACCAUCAAGACCCAUACUGGCAGUUUAUCUGAUUUUGAUGUGCAAGGCAAUUAUCUAAUAUCAUGUGGCUAUAGUGGACGUCAAGGAACUUUAGCGGUUGAUCGUUUUCUAAUGGUCUACGAUUUGCGCAUGUUGCGUCUGGUAUCACCCAUACAAGUUCUCAUCGAUCCACAACUUAUAAAGUUUUUACCCUCGCAAGCUUCUCGUUUGGCGGUCGUUUCUAGCUAUGGUCAGGUGCAAUUGGUCGAUACGGUGGAGUUAAGUGAACCGCGUGUGUCCAUGUAUCAGAUGAAUACCUCGGGCAGCCAGUGUUUGUUAAGCUUUGACGUCAGUUCUUCGUCCCAAGUUAUGGCGUUUGGUGAUCAAUCCGGUCACAUUAGUAUCAUAGCAGCCGUUAAUAGCCCCCAGCCGCAAUUCAAUAGCUUUUCGCGAGAUACGGAAUUUGCCGAUCCGGUGCCCCAGUUGCCCAUAGUACCCAUAACGGACACCACAUUCCCUCUGUCUUCUAUAGUAUUGCCGCAUUUGGUAACAGGUUCACGUUGGUUCUCCGACUGGCCCACAGAAUUGCUGCGCUAUCAAUAUCGCCGGCCCAAACCCAUCGAACAAGAUGUUUUGAAUAAUAUGAAAAUGCAAGGACCCAUAGGCUAUUCGCCCAAUCCGCGCACCUUAAGACGUAAUCAAAUACCCUACGUUUUGGAGAAUGGGGCAGGCAUGGUGUCGGGCAGUGGUAAUGGUCUUAAUAAUGCUGUCAAAUCCUCCGAUUCGGGGGUUAAGAUAAUACCCAGACGUUAUCGCAAAGUCGAGUUAAAAUAUACGAAAUUGGGUACACAAGAUUUUGAUUUUGAGCAACACAAUCAAACAUGUUUUGCCGGCCUCGAGGCUACAUUGCCAAAUUCAUAUUGUAAUGCAAUGUUGCAGAUUUUAUAUUUCAUUGAACCGUUGCGCCAGAAAUUAUUGAAUCAUAGUUGUGCCAAGGAGUUUUGUUUAUCUUGUGAAUUGGGUUUUCUGUUCUAUAUGUUGGAUAAAAGUAGCGCUUCAUCACCUUGCCAGGCCAGCAAUUUCUUAAGAUCUUUUCGUACUGUACCCGAAGCUUCUGCUCUGGGUCUUAUUUUAUCCGAUAGAUCAUCAAAUAUUAAUUUAAUUAGUUUAAUACAGAAUUGGAAUCGUUUCAUUUUGCAUCAAAUGCAUUAUGAAAAUUUGGAUUCUCAUAAAAAUAGCCAUGUUUGUGGUGUACAAUUUGUGGGCCAUAGUUAUGGCAAACAACAGUUUAUAUCGUAUCCAGAUGAAUCAAAUGCUGAUUUAACUAAAACUGGUGCUGAUAUAUUCCAAGCAAUCGAUGUUAAACAGGAUGAAACCAACCGCGAAGAUGAGCGUGAACGUAGUAAAAUAAAUGAGGAAACGGAAAUUAGCCGCCUUUUUGGUACCAAACAAAUCAGCAUCAAUCGUUGCCUCAAGUGUAAUGAGGAGAAAUCAAAACACAGCAUUUUAUUGACCUGUAAUCUGACGUAUCCACCAACAGCUAAAGAAACGCCAGAAUUUAUGAAUUUUGGCAGCAUACUCAAGGGUUCAUUGGGCUGCGAGAAGGGCAUACAAGCGUUUUGUGAAAAUUGUAAAAAGUUUUCGCCCUCCAAACAAACAGUUAAGGUAACUGGACUUCCUCAACUACUAACCGUUAAUUGUGGCCUAAAUAAUGAAAAAGAUUUAACAUUCUUGCGCAAACAAUUGAAUCGCAACAACAAUCCUACCAUGUCUGAGAGCCCGGCCACUUUGAAUACCAAUAAACCUUGUCGUUAUGGCACAAAUUGUUCUCGCAGCGAUUGUCAUUUUGUUCAUCCCGACCGCAAGUCACCCACAGUGACUUCUACAAGCCAGACCACAAAUAUUUCACCCAGUGGUAGACAAAACUCCUGGUUUCCACUGUCAUUCUCUAUGGCUAUCAAUGAGCAGGGUGAACUUAGCGUGCAAACAGACAAUAGCAAUACCAAGACCGAUAAUGGCAAGAUUGCGGAGGCUGCUUUAGGGAUACAAGCUACUAACCAGGAACAAGCCUCAACUGCUAAAUCUUUAAAUACCAAUGAAACGUUUCGGGAAUAUGCUCUACAUGCCGUGGUUUGUCAAAUUGACGAUGGCAGUCAAAAGAAUUUGGUUUCUUUGAUAAAUGUCAGCAAAAAGUAUCAUACCAUGAAAACAGGCAGUGGUAGCUUUGGCGAAGAUCAGGAACAGUGGUAUAUAUUUAAUGAUUUCAGCAUUUCACCGGUAUCAAAUCAGGAAUCUGUAUGGUUUACCUUAGAUUGGAAAGUGCCUUGUGUGUUAUUUUACAGUAGUAUAAAUUCAGAGAAAUCUGAAUAUGAGGGUAUAUUUUCCGAAGAUUUUGAAAUACCACACAAUGAACCACAGCCUCUAUUUAAUCCCUUUAUAAAAGAUAUUGUUAAUCCUGCACAUCCACUAAAUCCUGCUGAUACAUUAUUUAAACCAUUGCAAGCGAAUGAAAUGCCGCAGGCUGGUGAUUUGGUUGCUAUGGAUGCUGAGUUUGUCACCCUAAAUCCCGAAGAGAAUGAAAUACGUCCGGAUGGCAAAACAGCAACCAUAAAACCAUGUCACAUGAGCGUUGCGCGUAUUUCAUGUAUACGUGGACAAGGUCCCGAUGAAGGUAUACCCUUUAUGGAUGAUUACAUAUCAACCCAAGAAAAAGUUGUGGAUUAUUUAACACAGUUCUCGGGCAUUAAACCGGGCGACUUGGAUGCAAAUUUCAGCAGCAAACGUUUGACGGCCCUCAAGAAUUCAUAUCAAAAACUUAAAUAUUUAGUAGAUGUGGGUGUUUUAUUUGUGGGCCAUGGCCUAAAAAAUGAUUUCCGAGUCAUCAACAUUUAUGUACCUUCCGAGCAAAUUAUUGACACUGUUCACUUGUUCCAUUUGCCUCACCAUCGUAUGGUGUCUUUAAGAUUUUUAGCUUGGCAUUUUCUCGGCACCAAAAUACAAUCCGAGACCCAUGAUUCUGUGGAAGAUGCUCGCACCACUCUACAGCUGUACAAACACUAUUUACAAUUGCAAGCUGAAAAGAAAUUCACUGCCGCCUUGAAAAAUCUCUACGAUCGUGGCAAACAAUUGCAAUGGAAAGUACCCGAAGAUUGAAGUUGACAUAAGUAUAAACAACAGCAAAACAACAAAAGCAAGCAGCAUUUAAUCUAAAUUACAAAUCAUAUGAUGAAAAAAAUACCGUCGUUUUUACAAAAUAACAAAUAAAAAAAAAAUUAUUAGAAAAAAGAAAAAAAAAAACAAAGUACAAACUGACACCGAACCGUGAGCAAAAAAAGUUUUACCAUUUUAAAUGACCAGACCCCUUUUAGUGAUGAUUAUUUUGUUUCAGACUUUACACAAAACUUUAUAUAUACUAUUAUAUUCUAUUGAUUGUAUUUUGUUAGAUUUUUGUUUUAGACAUUUUAUAUUACAAAAAAAAAACACACCGCAAUUACACACACAAAUAAUAAUGUCCGCAAAUGAAAAAAAGUCGCUCAAUAUGUUUUAAAAAGAGAAAAUGAGAACACGAUUUAAAAAAAAAAUCCCUAAAUAAAUUUAUUUAAAAAAAAUCAAAGGACAUACAAAAAAUUAAAAAGAAAACAAUUAAAAAAAAUAUAUAUAUUUUUGAAAAAAUUAAAAUAAAAAAAAAUAAUAAAGCAAAUUUUUAAAAAUAAUUAUAAAA
Messenger RNA from Calliphora vicina (urban bluebottle blowfly), 4637 nucleotides. RefSeq names its product PAN2-PAN3 deadenylation complex catalytic subunit PAN2 (gene PAN2). NCBI's taxonomy places the organism in Eukaryota, Metazoa, Arthropoda, Insecta, Diptera, Calliphoridae. Gene Ontology annotation, molecular function: protein binding; poly(A)-specific ribonuclease activity; nucleic acid binding. The coding region runs from base 281 to 4069 and encodes 1262 amino acids. Gene Ontology annotation, cellular component: PAN complex; P-body. The record is from RefSeq and is a predicted model, not a curated record. Gene Ontology annotation, biological process: mRNA processing; nuclear-transcribed mRNA poly(A) tail shortening. The transcript is spliced from 14 exons.